Triticum aestivum (bread wheat) is the source of this 3851-nucleotide messenger RNA. Its product is annotated as wall-associated receptor kinase-like 14. The record is from RefSeq and is a predicted model, not a curated record. Bases 1481 to 3628 code for a protein of 715 amino acids. Gene Ontology annotation, molecular function: ATP binding; protein kinase activity. Gene Ontology annotation, biological process: protein phosphorylation. NCBI's taxonomy places the organism in Eukaryota, Viridiplantae, Streptophyta, Magnoliopsida, Poales, Poaceae. The transcript is spliced from 3 exons.
ACACACGAGCAGCUGAUUUUGAUGGAACUUUGUGUGUGGCCCCCCGCUAUCUGAUCUCUUUUUUCGUGCUGAUUUGGCGGAUGCAAGCUGUAGCUGUUGACUGCGGCGACGAGCGGAACUCGGAACUUUGGCCGGUGUGGAAAGUGGAAGCAGCCGCUAAUCAGGAUCCAAGGCCGUUUCUUGGGGGAUAACUAAUACUAUCAGGGACAGGUUAUCCAGGUAUGGUUGAAAAGGUAUUCAAGCUUGUCGGCAGUGUACAUUUGUUUGUUUUCCUCUUACUUUUCUUUUGACAACAUGUUUUUUGUUUUUGGCAACAGUUUUCCUCUUACUUCGUGAUCAAAUUUUCUCCUCUUCGGCAGCUGAAAAAUAUGAUAUAUGUAUAGUCAGUCAAUCAAAUCAACUAAUUUAAAUUAUGGAGUAGCGUGGCUUGUAAUAGCAGCAUCAACCUCGUUGAAUACUGCACACCCCAUCCAUUAGCUGCUCAUCAGCACCGUAGGGUAGGUUGACCUUAAUUAAUUAGUUCCCCUACGAACAAAAUUAAACAGCAUUAUUAAGCAGAUAGUUGCAUGGUUAGGUGUCUCCACCAUCCUACGUGAUUAGGGUGCCUCUAGCCUAGCCGCCUCCUAGUGGUGCUACUAAACUAGCUUCUUCUAAUCCUGAAAACCCUGUCAGGUUACGUCCUCUCUUAAUCUAAGGCCACCAGCAUACGUGCGUACUUCCAUUACCCGUUUCCCGGACAAGAAAACGACCAGUUGCAUCCCUUGCGUCGUCGUUUGGCCCGGGAUUUUUCUAGUCCGUCAUAACGUUCGUUGGCAUGCGGCGCACGGCAAGUGGGCGCAGCGUGUGGAGAGGGUGGGCCGGCUAGCUGGCGGCUACCCGCGGCCGAGGCCGAGGUCUCCGGUCCACGCCUGCGCGGCCACGGUGGAGGAGAGUGCUCUAAGCUAGCCGUGACCGUGAGCGCGACGCGGCUGUGCCUGUGGUGGGAACGGGCGCCCGUGGGCUGCGGGCGGACGACGACGACGACGUACGGCCCCGCAUUCCCAUGACGGCGAGACGAGAGGAUGAAGUGUUGGAGUGAUUACUUGGAUACUCUGGGGCCUAGCUAUAGAGGGGAGGAUAGUGAUGAGCUGCGUGCCAGUGUGUUUGUGUGUGCAGUGCGGGAUGGGGCAGCACAGCACAGCAGGAGCAGUAGGAGUAGGUUGGUCGUUGGUCUCGGCUUUCAAUGCGGAAAAUUCCACUCCAAUGAACCAACAAAAAAGACAGCCGACGCGGCGGGGACGCAAGCGCGCGCACCACCACAGACACCAUCACCACCUCCUCUCCUUCGUCCAAGGUCCAACUCAAGCCGCGCGCGCCUUCAUUUUUCGCGCCGCAGCUAGCAGCAAGCUUGCUUCACUAGCUAUAGGAACAAAUCUAAGAUGAGAGGGACGGCGCGCUCGGAGCUCGGAAGCAAGAUAAGCUAAGCUAGCUAGCUACGGAGAUGCGGGGCGCGGCGCUGCUGCUGCCGCUGCUUGCGGCCGCGUUGCUGCACGCGGACGCGGCCGGCGGAGGCAACGGGAGCUGCGAGCGGAGGUGCGGGGGCAUGGAGCUGCCGUACCCGUUCGGCUUCUCCAGCGGCUGCACCAUACGCCUCGGCUGCCACGUCGGGGCCGACGGCGUCGGCGCCGCGUGGCUCGGCGGCGCAAGGGAGCUGGGACUGCUCGUGCGCAACGUCACGUCGCGCGCGCUCAUCCUCGACCUGCCCGCCGACUGCUCCCGCCGGUUCAAUGAGUCCGUCGAGGCGCUCUUCUCGGACAGCUACGCGCCCGCCUCCCGGAACGCGCUCGUCGCCACCUCAUGCAGCGCUGCCGCUGGGGCUCCUCAAACCAGCAACUGCAGCGGUCCGCCUUACCGCUACAUGGACAUGCCCUCGUCCCACUGCACCGCCAACGAGUCCAUCCGCUGCAUCCUGCCUCCUCCUCGUCCUCAUAGCAACCUCACCAGCGGCCACCAUUUUCUGAACAAGAGCGAGGUGCUCAGGUCCAACUGCACCGUGCUGGUGUCGGCGGUGAGCUAUUCGGAUGCGGGGGGCCCGUCGCUGCUGCUCGGCGCGCUGGAGCUGGACUGGUGGGUACCGGGGCCUUGCCGCUGUGAUGCCAGAGCCAACUGCACCCAGCUCCCGGCGACAAGGACGCGGCCGGAGGCGUUCCAGUGCGAGUGCCCGGAGGGGCUCCAGGGCGACGGCUUCGUCGACGGCACCGGCUGCUGGGAAGUUUCCAAGUCCAAGUGCGACCGCUCAAAUUACCUAAGAGAUUGUGGCAAGAUCGUCCUCGUUGGUCUUAUCAUGGCAGGAAUAGUUUUUGGAGCCAUGGUGAUGGGCAUCGGCUGCGUGGUGUGCCACCUGGUGAAGCGCCGUUCCGCGUCCAUCCGGUCGCAGCAGAGCACGAAGCGGCUCCUGUCGGAGGUGGACUGCACGGUGCCACUCUACUCGUACCGCGAGAUCGAGCGCGCCACCAGCGGCUUCUCCGAGGACCAGCGGCUCGGCACGGGCGCCUACGGCACGGUCUACGCCGGCCGCCUCAGCGACAACCGCCUCGUCGCCGUGAAGCGGAUCAAGCACCGCGACAACGCCGACGGCGGCCUGGACUCCGUCAUGAACGAGGUGAAGCUGGUGUCCUCGGUGAGCCACCGCCACCUGGUCCGCCUCCUGGGCUGCUGCAUCGAGCAGGGCCAGCAGAUCCUGGUCUACGAGUUCAUGCCCAACGGCACCCUGGCGCAGCACCUGCAGCGGGAGCGCGGCCGGCCCGCCGUGCCGUGGACGGUGCGCCUCCGCGUGGCCGCCGAGACCGCCAAGGCCAUCGCGUACCUGCACUCGGAGGUGCACCCACCCAUCUACCACCGCGACAUCAAGUCCAGCAACAUCCUGCUGGACCACGAGUACAACUCCAAGGUGGCCGACUUCGGGCUGUCGCGGAUGGGCAUGACCUCCGUCGACUCGUCGCACAUCUCCACGGCGCCGCAGGGCACCCCGGGGUACGUGGACCCGCAGUACCACCAGAACUUCCACCUCUCCGACAAGAGCGACGUGUACAGCUUCGGCGUGGUGCUGGUGGAGAUCAUCACGGCCAUGAAGGCCGUGGACUUCAGCCGGGGCCCCAGCGAGGUGAACCUGGCGCAGCUCGCCGUGGAGAAGAUCGGCAGGGGCUGCGUGGACGACAUCGUCGACCCCUUCCUGGACCCGCACCGGGACGCGUGGACCCUCACGUCCAUCCACAAGGUGGCGGAGCUGGCGUUCAGGUGCCUGGCGUUCCACAGCGAGAUCAGGCCGUCCAUGGCCGAGGUCGCCGACGAGCUGGAGCAGAUACAGGUCAGCGGGUGGGCGCCGUCGACGGACGACGCCGCGUUCAUGUCGACCACGUCGUCGCUAUGCUCGUCGGCGCCGUCGCGCGGCACGGACAAGUCGUUGGGGCCGGACAAAGGCAGGGGCGAGGCAUUGUCGACGUCUGCCCCGGCGAUGGCUGUGGCAGCGCGGGAAACGGAGAAGGGCGCGGCGGGGUCCUCCCCUGUGUCUGUCCAGGAGAGGUGGUUCAGCGACAGGAGCUCCCCUUCCUCCAAUAGCCUGCUCGGGAAUAGCAGCUCGCUUCACUGAACUGAAACACGCUGCAUGCCAUGCUCCUCCUGACAUCCAUUCCAUCGCUGUUAGUUUAGCUGUAAAAUUUAGAGAUGUACGAUUUCUUCUAGCUAGCUACCAAAGAAAAGAAAACGUGCGAUUUUCUGGUCUCUUUCUUUUUUCCUUUUCCUUCUGCGUUGGUUCCAAGCAAUCUGUAAAUGAAACCGGUAUUAGUCUACUCAGACGCCAUGUUGACAAGCCA